AUGCAUCGGCCCGAGCAUCCACCGGACUUUGUUCUCUAUUACAUUCACGGCGGCGGAUUUGUCAUGGGCUCGAGUUACUUUUAUCUCGAGUUCCUCAUGGUUUGGCAUCACCUACUCGUGGAAGCUGGGUUCAAGAACCCAGCAAUAUUUGCACUUGAAUACACCUUGGCGCCUGAUGAGGUAUACCCAAGGCAAGUUUUGGAGGCGUUAGAAGGCUACAGGCACGUUCUCCAAGUUGUCAAGGAUGCCUCAAAGGUCUGCGUCUCGGGCGAUUCAGCCGGUGGCGCAUUGAUCCUUAGCUUACUGCUUGAGUUGGGCGCCCAAGCAGAUAAUCAAGAGAGCAAGGGGGUCAAUGCCAGUGUCCGUGGUGGUCUCACCGAUCCCCAACCACCUCAUCUUGCUAUACCACGGAUGGCCACGCUCAUUUCGCCGUGGGUGACUCUCAUGUCGAAUUUGCAUUAUACUUCCAAGAGUGACUUUUUGGAUAAACGCACCUUGUGGAGAUACGCACAUGAAUAUGCAGGUGAGAACAUGGUUCAACAGCAGCCAGCAUCUCCAGGCAACUGUGUCGACGAUGGUUUGUGGAGGGCAGCCAGUCCAGAACGAGGCUACUUUAUCAUCUUUGGAGAGGAGGAAGUGUUUGCGCCUGAUAUUGAAGACUUCCUCAAGCGCCAAGCCAAAAUCGGCGUCGAGGUUGAAGGUCAGAAGUUUGACGGGGGAAUACACGCAUGGCCCGUGGCGUCAAUCUUUUUAUCGAGCACAGAAGAGAAGAGGUUACAAGGGCUGAGAACUGCUGUGAAGGAGAUUAGAAGACGAAUGCCUGAAUGGGGCACGUUGAACGGAGACAAGGUGUAG
This is a messenger RNA of Fusarium vanettenii 77-13-4, 855 nucleotides long. RefSeq lists its product as uncharacterized. Gene Ontology annotation, molecular function: hydrolase activity. The transcript has 2 exons. Bases 1 to 855 code for a protein of 284 amino acids. Lineage: Eukaryota; Fungi; Ascomycota; Sordariomycetes; Hypocreales; Nectriaceae. The record is from RefSeq and is a predicted model, not a curated record.